Aspergillus ibericus CBS 121593 is the source of this 1851-nucleotide messenger RNA. Its product is annotated as putative ATP-dependent Clp protease. Gene Ontology annotation, biological process: protein catabolic process; proteolysis. Gene Ontology annotation, cellular component: mitochondrial matrix. The transcript has 2 exons. The coding region runs from base 1 to 1851 and encodes 616 amino acids. Gene Ontology annotation, molecular function: ATP binding; ATP hydrolysis activity. The record is from RefSeq and is a predicted model, not a curated record. NCBI's taxonomy places the organism in Eukaryota, Fungi, Ascomycota, Eurotiomycetes, Eurotiales, Aspergillaceae.
AUGCUACGGUUGCCUAUCCAGGCCCGUGGCCCCCUCAGGGCGCACCGCAACUCCCUCGUCCGCUAUCGGCGUGCGCCGAAGCCGCAUAUCCGCCCUGUCCGCCGUGGAUUCACCAGCUCAUCAGCCACGUUCCCUACACUGUCUCAGUUCGAUCGUUCUGAUUUCACGAGUCAGCCAUGGACUGGCAGCUAUGAACCGGGUCUCCCCACCGCUGGCCCUCUGGCGUCUGCUCCGGCUUUCGGAGCACCCCGGGUAACCCCCAGAACGUUGAAGCAAUACCUAGACCAGUUUGUUGUUGGCCAGGACCGCGCGAAAAAGAUCCUUAGUGUCGCCGUGUUCAAUCAUUAUCAACGAGUACAAGAGCUACAAAGACGCGAAGAUGAAAAUGCAGAGUUGCUGGCGAAGCGUGCGCGUAAGGAAGCAAUUGAACAUCACCCGGUCGAGGACGAAUUCCCAGGUCAGCAACGAACCGUCCAUAUACCCUCCGAAGUAGACACAUUGCCUCUCCCGUCGGCGCAGCCGGAACUCGACGACUCAUCAGCACUGCAGCUGGAGAAAUCCAAUAUUCUUCUUUUGGGACCAUCCGGUGUUGGAAAGACGCUGAUGGCAAAGACACUGGCGAGAAUACUCUCUGUGCCAUUCAGCAUUUCCGAUUGUACCCCGUUCACGCAGGCCGGCUACAUUGGGGAGGAUGCCGAAGUAUGCGUUCACAGGCUUUUAGCUGCUGCGAACUACGACGUUGAACAGGCGGAGCGCGGCAUAAUCGUCUUGGAUGAGGUGGACAAGAUUGCGGCAGCAAAGGUCAGUCACGGGAAGGAUGUCAGCGGUGAAGGAGUGCAGCAGGCUCUCUUGAAGCUCAUCGAGGGCACAACCGUGCAAAUCCAAGCGAAACAAGAAAGAAGCGCACCUCGCACCGGCAGUCCACCCAAUUCAUUCCCAUCCAACAGCCCCCUUGGAAACUCUCCGUACACUCCCAAUGGCGGGAACAUGCCUCAAAAAGGCGAGGUUUAUAAUGUGCGCACGGACAACAUCCUCUUCAUCUUCUCUGGCGCCUUCGUCGGUCUGCACAAAGUAAUCAUGGAUAGAAUCUCUCGCGGUUCGAUCGGCUUUGGCCAGCCCGUUCGGGGCUCAGCUAUCACGAACGACCGAUCCAGAGCAUCCAGCCCCGGAAGCAAUCAGCCCAUCCCCAUACUCCCAGGAUCCGAAGAAGAGGCAUUAUACAAAAAACAUCUCCCCUUCUUCACUUCUGCUUCGUCUGGGUCACCUGACGGCGAACCAACCUAUUUCAACGCCUUAGAUCUUCUCAACCCCACAGACCUACAAAACUACGGCUUUAUCCCCGAGUUAGUCGGCCGUGUGCCGGUGACCGCCGCGCUCUCCACAUUAACCACCCCUCUCCUCGUCCGGAUCCUGACCGAACCCCGCAACUCGCUCCUAGCACAGUACACGACUCUAUUUAAUCUCUCCGGCAUCGAGCUCCGCUUCACGACUCCAGCCCUGCACAAAAUCGCUGCCAACGCCUUCACCAUGGGCACCGGGGCCCGUGCCCUCCGCAGCGAGCUAGAAACCAUCCUCAGCGACGCCAUGUUCGAGACCCCCGGCUCCAGCGUAAAAUUCGUCCUCGUCACCGAAUCCGUCGCCGAGCGCAACGAAAAGCCCAUCUAUCUCGCCCGCGGCCAAGGCGGUCGCUUCCACUCCAUGAUCGCCGCCGAAGAAAGCAAAUGGGAAGAGAAGGUCCGUCGCGAAAAGGCAGAGAAGGGAAAAGACAAGAGCCCCAAACCACCGCCAUCGGAUGAACUUCCCCCGAUCGCCAGUUUCCGGGAAUAUCGUACCCAGUCGGCGGGCUUCUAA